Telopea speciosissima is the source of this 710-nucleotide messenger RNA. RefSeq lists its product as uncharacterized. The coding region runs from base 90 to 677 and encodes 195 amino acids. The record is from RefSeq and is a predicted model, not a curated record. The transcript has a single exon. NCBI's taxonomy places the organism in Eukaryota, Viridiplantae, Streptophyta, Magnoliopsida, Proteales, Proteaceae.
AUAUGGAGGAGAAGAAAGACAAAAAGUUUCACUUCUUCAACCACUCAACUGCCACCACCAUUGCCCUCUCAAACAGAUGAGAUAAACCCAUGGCUUCCACUCCUAUCCUCUCCCACCAUUCCUCUACCACUCCAACCCUGCAAUUCCCCACUAAACUCUCCACCAAAUUAACCCCAACUACUUUCCCCUCCAAACCCACCUCUGCAACUGUCAGACCCAUCACUAAACUCUUCGUCUCCUCUCCAACCAACAAGCCUACACUCAAGACGCCUCCCAAACCCACUGAGGAAACCAUCUUCUUCGAUGGUGGAGCUCACUAUGGAGAUCUCGUCGCCAAUCUCCUUCUGGGUUUCACUCUUCUCUGGUUGCCUCUGACAUUAGCGGCUGUUUCAAGGGCUUUCUUUCUGAGAUACAGGUUCACCAAUUUGAGAGUCACAGUUAUUUCAGGUCUAACGGGCCAAGACCGGAGUGAUUUUUCUUACAAAGUGAUCAAGGAUGUUCAAGUGGUACCACGUUUUAUUGGAGAAUGGGGUGAUAUUGUUAUUACUCUGAAAGAUGGGACGAAGGUGGACCUUAGAAGUGUACCCAAAUUUAGGGAAAUUGCCAAUUACUGCCUUUCCAUGGCUGAUAAAUCUCCGGUUUCGGAGGUGAAGGAAGCUACAACUAAAGGAUUUUGAUUCAUUUGAUCAUGGAAACCUCCUCUUUAAGAG